AUGUCUCUUGUACCCGACUACAACAGCGACAGCGACAGCGACAGCGACAGCGAUACUAGUCCUGAUCUCAAAGAACCUACGGUCGUAGAGGAGCUUCCUAAGCAUGUUGUUUCCAAAGCUAAGAGCAAGAAGAAAAUCAUUACUUUAGAUUUGCCAACAGAAGAUGUACCUGAAAUACAUGUUCCCAGCACCGACAACAACGAUGAUAUUGUUGAAGCUCCGAAGAAUGGUGACCGGGUUUCCAUAGCAUCGUUCUUACCACCACCGAAAAAUCGAAAGAAACAAACGCCAAAGUCGCUACAACAGCAAGAACAGUCAAAGCCUGCUACAGCUCAGCGUGUUCUAGGGUCAACCAACAGUGUCCCCCGAAUAAACAUGUCAAGAAACAUACCACAGAAUGCUCAGCCAAAUUCAGUUACACCUUUACCGGAAAAGAAAUCUGAGGAGCCUGUCAUUCCUUCAUUGUUUUCUUUUGAUACCCAUAAACCCGUGAUAUCAAGCACAGAAGCUGUGCGGCCCGUGCGGUCAUCCUCUCAAUUUGCUGCAAAGCAGUUUGGACCCAGUAGACCAGGAAAUUUUGUCCCUGAAAUAGUAGAAGAUCCUGUACAAGCUAUUCCUGAAGUUCCUGUUGAAACCAACAUAAUAAAUACCAGUGGGAAAAGAACACGGAAGCGAGGGCGUGACGAGAUCCCUGAUGCAAGUGGAUUGGUGGAAUUUAAUGUUGAUGAGUUUUAUGCUGAAAACAUGGCCCAUGGAAACAUGUCCGAAGAUAUUAAGCGACCAGUCAAGGCAGUCGGAUCAAGUAGGCAGCAGCACCAGUUGAGCAGUCUUAUUCGGUCGGCGCAGCAGAACCAAGCAGGGCUUCAGGAGAUGUAUGCGCAGCAAAAGCGGACCAAAAAGGAGGUUGGUUCUAAAUACGGGUUUUAG
Magnusiomyces paraingens is the source of this 927-nucleotide messenger RNA. RefSeq lists its product as uncharacterized. Bases 1 to 927 code for a protein of 308 amino acids. The record is from RefSeq and is a predicted model, not a curated record. Lineage: Eukaryota; Fungi; Ascomycota; Dipodascomycetes; Dipodascales; Dipodascaceae. The transcript has a single exon.